Molecule: messenger RNA, 2224 nt
Organism: Alosa sapidissima (American shad)
Lineage: Eukaryota; Metazoa; Chordata; Actinopteri; Clupeiformes; Clupeidae
Exons: 20
Coding region: 95-1933 (612 amino acids)
Biological process (GO): cellular response to lipopolysaccharide; immune response; positive regulation of T cell proliferation
Cellular component (GO): external side of plasma membrane
Source: RefSeq, a predicted model, not a curated record
CUGGCUGCUACCAGUAUAUCUCCGAUCUGAUCUCUGAUCUGGGAAAUUUAGACUGCAUCUAAAUCUCUUGGAUGGAUGAAGGUUUAACAGAGAAAUGGAACAUCAUUUUUCAACUGGCAUACUUACCUGUGUCAUUGUGUUUUGCUUCCCAUUUGAAACUAAAGCUUCAGAAUCCCUGGUGGUGACGGGGACGGGCCAUGCUGUCUCUGCCUAUGUGGGAGACGAGGUGGUUCUGAACUGCUCUGUGGAUUCCAGUUUCUUAAACCAAAGUGUGGAGGAGGUCACCUGGAAGAGGAAAGACGAUCAGAUCUUAGUGCUUCUUUACCUAGGCGGUGAAGUCCAGCCAGACUCAUCACCUGACAGGUACCGAGGCAGAGCUGAGUUUGCCAAAGAAAGCCCCAAAAGCGACUUCUCUUUGCGACUGAAGGAUGUCAGAGCCGAAGACAAAGGGGAGUACAUCUGUGUAGUCCACAAUGGUCAUCUGUCGGGCAACACAACCGUUAUGCUUCUGGGACUGGGUUUUUCGUCUAUGCAAACACUGGUGUUGGCACUGUGUUCUUUGUCCCUGGUGCUUUCUCUUGCCUCCUCUGCUCUGCACUACAAAAAUAGAGGAAAUAAGGAAAAAACGAAGAACUUACCAUUUGUGGUUAUUUCUCAAAACGUUAUUAUAUCCAUUGCCUUUACUCUCUGGGGUGCAAGUGACGGAUCUGUUGAUGAGUCAGCCACUUGUGUGAUUGUUAACAUUACACGCUUUCUCCUACUUGUGAAGUUCAGCCAUUUUCCAGAACAAUGCAGUACCUGGAGAGUCAUCCAGGACUUUGCUAUCCCAGUGCAGUACUCCUUAAUAACAGGGGUAGUAGCUGUAGUUGCUUUUAUACAGAUAGCUUUGGUUGAGGACCAAUCUCAUCAUCUGUCGAAGAAAGCAUUUGUACUUGGAGUUGCAGAAAUUUGCCUGUUCUUGGCUGUCGCCAUUAUCUUCUGUGGUAUCAUUCUCAAUCUAGGGGUGGUCGUAUCAGUGAGACAACACAGAAAUCAGAGUAGCAACCAAUUGUUCCCAUAUAACCUUUUAGUUCUUUGCGCUGAGUUCAGCAACAGUGGACUAUUUGGUCUCUUCAUGAAUGGUUAUAAAGCAAGUCCAGAGAAACUUCUUGCUAUGAUGUCUGCUGUGAAUAUGGGACUGAUGCUUUCUAUCACUGCUCAGAGAUAUUGUGCCCAAAAAGUGAAUUAUGUUUGUUGUGUUUGCGGUUUGGAAUCAGCUUUGCUGUUGACAUCGGUUGUUUCUAAUGUCAUAGCUUACGUAUUCCAUUACAUCAACACUGAUGCAAAACUUGGAUGGGUCCUUCUCUUGGAGGCUGUGGCGUUUUUUGCUGCCUGGGUAGCAAUGAUUUCUGUGGUUUAUUGCUGUAAGAAACCUUUUUCUCAGAAAAUGAGAACGCGUGGAUAUAGGAUUUCUUUCACCAUUGCUGCAAUUCUUAUGACCACAUAUGCUUUCAUAUGCAUUUACUUUGUCAGCCAACAUAAUGGAAUCCAUGGAAAAAGGUCAGGAUGCAUCUUCGUUACAGUAUAUCUUCACAUGUUGGCAGCACUCUUACUGCUUCACCCCCCAAAAAGCGCCACUGCACAUUGUAAUGACAGAGCUAAUAAGCACCCAAUACUCUACAGUCUUCAACAUGGUUUUGGAACUGGUCUAACUGCAGUGAAUGCGAUUACUCUGAUAACUGUAUUAUACCAGACAGCAAGACAUGGAGAGCGUCCGGUGAAUGAUCUCAGAAUGAUUGUGCUGCCACUUGAAUGCAUCUUGGUGGCUGUUUGCGAAGUCUGUUGGAGAAUGAUGAGCAGAAUGAAGAAAAAGUUCAAACAUCUAAGUACUUCACAGGAGCUGAGCUCUCUGUCAUUCUCUCAAAAUGAAGCUGCCUUGCGGGGAGACACUUAAUCAUUGCAGUAAUUCUCUCUGAGGCGGCGGAGACCAUCCAGUAACCGAAGGGAUGCUGGUUCGAGCCCAACUCCUCCUGAUCCUGUUGAAGAGUCUUUGAGCAAGACACUGAACCCGCCUCCGCCAUCGGUGUAUAAGUGUGUGUGUGUGUGAAUGGAUGAAUAUGAGACAUUACUCUGCAAAUCGCUUUGAGUGCUCGGAGGAGCAGAAGAGUGCUAUAAAUCCAGUCUAUUUACCCUUUACUAAAUUAAAGGUGUAGGUUUUUGAACGUUCAAAGUUCCGCAACAAUUG